CCCCCCUUCUCUGAUCAGGAUCAGCAAUCAACUCGCUACAAACCUCCAGCAACACAUCCACCACCACCACCACCACUAACAGAUCCGCACCAUGCGUCUCCCCUACGUCCCGAACCCGCCCGAGACCACGUCCGAGGAAGAGGCGGCGAUCGUGGAGCGCAUCAAAGCCCGGCGCGCCCCCCGGCCGCUGCAGGCCCUCGACCUGACGCUGCUCCACUCGCCGCCGGUCGCGGACGGGUGGAACUCGUUCCUGGGCGCGGUGCGCACCAAGACGACCCUGCCCGCCGACCUGCGCGAGAUCGCCAUCGCGCGCGUCGCCGUGGUCAACCGGGCCUGGUACGAGUGGAUGCACCACGCGCCGCUGGCCGAGCAGGGCGGCGUCAGCAAGCAGGGCAUGGAGGUGAUCAAGCGGGAGGACCCGCUCUUGCUGGAGGCGCCCGGAGGCGCCGUCCCCGCCGGCCUGACCGAGAAGCAGUGGCUCGUGGCCUGCUACGCCGACGAGAUGACGCGGAACGUGCAGGUGAGGGACGAGACGUUCGCCCGGUUGAGGGAGGCGUUUGGGGACAGGGAGGUCGUUGAGAUUACGGCGACGGUCGCUUGCUACAACUGUGUGAGCCGCUUCCUGGUGGCAUUGGAUGUCGGCGAGAAGAACGGUCUUGGACCCGAUGCAGUGCACUAAAGGAGCAGGGGGGGUUGGGGAAGGGGGGAAACGGCCUUUGAGGGCUUUACCGGGUCAGAGUCGAGUUACAUAUGCGUCAAGGGCACUUGGUCGCUUGGUCACCAGAUGUAGAGACUCUUGUAAGGGGAACUCGAGCUUCUUAAUGGCCGAC
This is a messenger RNA of Thermothelomyces thermophilus ATCC 42464, 830 nucleotides long. RefSeq lists its product as uncharacterized. The record is from RefSeq and is a predicted model, not a curated record. Lineage: Eukaryota; Fungi; Ascomycota; Sordariomycetes; Sordariales; Chaetomiaceae. The transcript has 4 exons. Gene Ontology annotation, molecular function: peroxiredoxin activity. Bases 92 to 679 code for a protein of 195 amino acids.